AAAUCAUUGAGUAGCUCGAGAAGCUCAUGAGUUUGCAGACUACUGUGUAUAUGGUGCACAUGUCACCCUCUCUUGCAUCUCGCUUUUUCUUAAAUGCCAAACAACUGGGAAUGAUAAGUCAAGGGUCUGCUUGGAUUGCAACUGAUAUGAUUAUGAAUUUCUUGCAUUCAAUGGAACCAUCAUUCAUUGAGUCAAUGCAAGGGGUGGUGGGGUUCAAACCUUACAUUCCAACAUCGAAGGAGCUUCGCAAUUUCAAUAUAAGAUGGAGGAGCAAAAAUUUUAUCAAAACUAAAAAUUCACAGGAAAUGGAGCUAAAUGUCUAUGGUAUAUGGACCUAUGACAUGGUUUGGGCUCUUGCAACAGCAGCAGAAAAGGUGAAGGCUGGACAUCCUGAUAUCAUACACCAAGAAACCGGAUUGAUUAUGAACUUCACGACCAUCCUCUCUUCAGAAAGUGGUUUGUUAUUUAUUGAUGAGAUAUUACAGACUAGAUUCAAGGGUAUAAGUGGUGGCUUUCAACUUGCUAAUGGCAGGCUGAUCCCUAAGGAAUUUGAAAUAGUAAAUGUAUUCAAGGGAGAAAGAAUAGUUGGUUACUGGACUCCAGAAAAUGGAAUUACCAAAAUAACGAAGCAAGACAACCGAUAUGAGAUGAAUUCGACGUCAUCCAGCAAACUUGAAGCUGUUAUUUGGCCAGGAGGAAAUAUGAACACUCCAAAAGGUUGGCCUCUGUGUGGUAAGAAGUUGAGGAUUGCGGUUCCAAUGAAAAAUGGCCGAUUCAGCGAAUUAAUUAACGUCACUUUUGAUCCCCAAACGAAUGUAACAACUGUAAGUGGCUUCUGUGUAGAUGUGUUUAAGGCAGCCAUUGAAACUUUAGAUUACGAGGUAAACUAUGAGUUUAUCCCGUUUGAAAAUGCCAGCGGAUCAGCGGAUAGAUACUACAGUGAUCUUAUCCAUCAGGUUUAUCUCAAGAAUUAUGAUGCUGUUGUGGGAGAUACAACAAUCACCGCCAGCAGAUUUUCAGAGGUUGAUUUGACAUUGCCAUACACUGACUUAGGCGUUGGAAUGGUAGUGCGAAAAACCAACAAAAACAAUAUGUGGAUGUUCCUGAAGCCUCUUGCUAGGAAUCUGUGGAUAACCACUGCUGCUUUCUUUAUUUUCACUGGCUUUGUGGUUUGGCUUAUUGAACAUCCCAUCAACGAUGAGUUCCAAGGCCAACCAGCUAAGCAAAUUGGAACGAUCUUUUGGUUCUUCUCAACUCUUGUAUUUGCCCAUAGAAAGUACUCUAAAUAUACAUGUUGACUUAAUGCACGUACGCUUUAAUAACAAUUAACUCAGAGCUAACUGCAUGCAAUCUUCUUACUACAAUUCGAAUCUGCAGGCGAGAAGCUCUUGAGCAACUUGUCAAAGUUUGUUGUCAUAAUAUGGGUGUUCGUUGUGCUUAUAUUAAGCUCAAGCUAUACUGCAACUUUGAGUACCAUGUUAACAGUUCAACAUAUUCAAUGGAUCUCAAUGGAUGACUCCAUAGGAUAUCAUUCAGCUGUUUCACUCCAAGGAGCUGCUAACAACUUAAAUUUUGAAAAUCCGGGGGUAAAGAUAUAC
Durio zibethinus is the source of this 1598-nucleotide messenger RNA. Lineage: Eukaryota; Viridiplantae; Streptophyta; Magnoliopsida; Malvales; Malvaceae. The record is from RefSeq and is a predicted model, not a curated record.